Messenger RNA from Oppiella nova, 3520 nucleotides. The record is from the annotation of a GenBank genome assembly. NCBI's taxonomy places the organism in Eukaryota, Metazoa, Arthropoda, Arachnida, Sarcoptiformes, Oppiidae.
GCACAACUCAAUCGCACUUCACAUUUGGAUUACUAUUUUAAAACUUAUUUUUAUUUUAAGUUUUAUAACGUGUCGAGUGUAUCGACGAAAUAACUCUGAUUUUAGUGGUGUUUCCAUUAAAAAAACUUUAGUGUCUCCAUGAAUGGGAUUAUGGGCUCUAAAGAGUGAUAUAUUGUAUAUACAUAUUAUUGUUAACCAAUUAAUUGGCUGUUAAAUUGUUUUACUAUUCAAUAUUAUAGUUUAUACAAUUUUAUUUUUGAGUAUUCAUACGUCUAAUCAACUGAAUUGACCGCAAAGUGAUUGGUGAUGGAGUCGGGACACGCCAAGACAUGGCAGGAAGUGGUCGACUACUUCCAGAGCGACACCGAUAAGGGCUUAAGCGAGGAUCAGGUGAAGAGGUAUCAAGAAAAAUAUGGUCCAAACGAAUUGCCGGCAGAAGAAGGCAAAAGCAUCUGGCAGUUAGUGAUCGAGCAAUUCGACGACCUUUUAGUGAAGAUUUUAUUAUUAGCCGCUAUUAUAUCAUUCAUUUUAGCCUUUUUUGAAGAAAAUGAAGACUCGGUGACGGCUUUUGUCGAGCCGUUUGUCAUUUUACUUAUUUUGAUCGCAAACGCUGUGGUAGGCGUGUGGCAGGAGCGGAACGCCGAGAGUGCUAUCGAAGCGCUCAAAGAGUAUGAGCCGGAGAUGGGAAAAGUUGUCCGACAGGACAAACAGGGCGUCCAGAAGAUCAGAGCCAAAGAGAUAGUUCCCGGAGAUAUCGUUGAGGUGUCGGUCGGUGACAAAGUGCCCGCAGAUAUCAGACUCGUUAAGAUCUUGUCGACAAUCCUUCGCGUCGACCAGUCUAUCCUUACCGGCGAAUCUGUGUCUGUUAUCAAACACACGGAUUGUAUUCCCGAUCCCCGGGCUGUCAAUCAGGACAAGAAGAAUAUAAUCUUUUCGGGCACAAACAUUGCUUCGGGAAAAGCGAUGGGUAUAGUGAUUGGUACGGGUCUGGAGACAGCCAUCGGUAAGAUCAGGACAGAGAUGGUGGAGACGGAGGAAGUGAAGACACCUCUGCAGCAGAAAUUGGAUGAAUUCGGUGAACAGCUGUCGAAAGUUAUUUCAGUCAUUUGUGUGGCCGUGUGGGCCAUCAAUAUCGGUCACUUCAACGACCCGGCUCACGGAGGCUCUUGGAUCAAAGGCGCCAUCUAUUACUUCAAGAUCGCUGUUGCGUUGGCCGUCGCUGCCAUUCCUGAGGGAUUACCCGCUGUUAUCACCACUUGUCUGGCUUUAGGCACAAGACGUAUGGCUAAGAAGAACGCAAUCGUCCGCUCUCUGCCAUCCGUUGAGACUCUCGGCUGCACUUCAGUCAUCUGUUCCGACAAAACCGGAACUCUCACAACGAAUCAGAUGUCCGUCAGUCGAUUCUUCACAAUCAAUGAAGCGGACGGGUCUGACAUAAAACUGGAUGAGUUCGAAGUGACGGGAUCUACAUAUGAGCCAAUCGGCGAAGUGUUUCUCAAAGGCAAUAAAGUGAAGUGUUCUGACUAUGAGACCAUCUUCGAGUUGGCCACCAUCUGCACGAUGUGUAACGACUCGAGCAUUGAUUUCAAUGAAUAUAAGCAGAUGUUUGAGAAGGUAGGAGAAGCCACCGAAACAGCACUCGUCGUGUUGGCCGAGAAGAUGAAUCCCUGGAAUUUUGAGAAACGAGGCCUCAAUCGAAGGGAAGCCGCGAUUAUUGUCAACCAAAACAUUAAGAAUAUGUGGAGAAAAGACUUUACGUUAGAGUUCUCUCGAGACAGGAAAUCGAUGAGCGCUUACUGUGUGCCCAAACAGGCCGGCAAACUGGGCUCCGGGCCUAAGAUGUUCUGCAAGGGCGCACCGGAAGGAGUGUUGGAUCGAUGUUCUCACGUGAGAGUAGGCGACAAGAAAGUCCCCAUGACUUCUGCACUGAAAAACAAAAUUUUGGAGACAACUCGUCAUUACGGGUGCGGUCGGGACACUCUGCGAUGUCUGAGUUUAGCCACUCUCGACAACCCCCUCCGACCCGAUGAGAUGGAUUUGGUCGACUCCACAAAGUUUGCCAAUUAUGAGGUUAACAUGACUUUCGUGGGAGUGGUGGGUAUGUUGGACCCGCCCCGCAAAGAGGUGUUCGACUCCAUAAACCAAUGCCGCGCCGCAGGAAUUCGAGUCAUUGUCAUCACCGGUGAUAAUAAGGCUACCGCUGAAGCCAUUUGCAGACGAAUUGGUGUAUUUGGUGAGAACGAAGACGUGACUGGAAUGUCAUAUUCGGGCCGAGAGUUCGAUGACUUGCCGCUCAACGAGCAGAGGAACGCUGUCCGUCGGUCGCGACUGUUCUCACGUGUAGAGCCGGCGCACAAAUCCAAAAUCGUGGAGUUCCUGCAGGCGGACGGAGAGAUCUCUGCCAUGACUGGCGACGGCGUGAACGACGCGCCCGCUCUUAAGAAGGCUGAGAUCGGUAUUGCUAUGGGUUCGGGAACUGCUGUCGCGAAAUCUGCGGCUGAGAUGGUGUUGGCCGACGACAACUUCUCGUCAAUCGUGGCGGCCGUAGAGGAGGGCCGAGCCAUCUAUAAUAAUAUGAAACAAUUCAUUCGAUAUCUCAUCUCUUCAAACAUCGGCGAAGUCGUCAGUAUUUUCCUAACGGCGGCGCUCGGACUCCCGGAAGCCUUAAUCCCUGUCCAACUCCUUUGGGUUAAUCUUGUGACUGACGGACUGCCGGCCACUGCCCUGGGCUUCAAUCCACCGGAUCUGGACAUUAUGGACCGCCCGCCCCGUAAAGCCAACGAACCACUCAUCACCGGAUGGCUGUUCUUCCGUUAUAUGGCUGUCGGAUCAUACGUGGGCGCUGCGACUGUAGGAGCUGCAUGCUGGUGGUAUAUGGUGGCCCCCGACGGCCCUCACCUCACAUACUAUCAUCUCUCUCAUCACCUGUCGUGUAUCGGUGACGCCGACAACUUCAAGGGCGUCGACUGCAAUAUCUUCCACGACCCGCACCCCAUGACAAUGGCUUUGUCGGUGUUGGUCACCAUCGAGAUGUUGAACGCGUUGAACAGUCUAUCGGAGAACCAGUCGCUGAUAGCGAUGCCCCCCUGGACUAACAUAUGGCUACUGUCAGCGAUGGCCCUUUCCAUGACCCUUCACUUCAUGAUUCUUUAUGUCGAUAUACUUUCGGUGGUAUUCUCUGUGUGUCCGCUCACAUUCAGCGAAUGGUGGGCUGUAUUGAAGAUCUCAUUACCGGUCAUAUUAUUAGACGAGACGUUAAAAUUCAUUGCCCGCAAGUUCAUUGAUGGUAACCGCCAUUCAAUUGUCGAAUUACUCUAUUUAUUAGGCGCUUGGGUUCUAUACUUUGCUCUCCUGUCUACCACUUCCACUGAAUUGUUUGAUUUAAGUUAUUUACACCUAACAAGUGUUGCCUCUAAAGUCUAAUUACCUAUAACUACUCUCCCCUUUUCUCUCUCUCCCCUUAUUUUUCCGAAACCUUUUAAUAUGUGUUUGAUUUUUUUAAAACAAACUUUUGGCUACA